UGCUCCUGAACAAAUAUGAAAGUGCUUCUCAUAUGCUUAAUACUGACCAUAGGAUGUCACUCAAAUGAAGAAACGAACAUUACUUCAACCACUCCGUCAACUACAUCGACAGAGUUUGAAUCCCUCAAACUGACAAAUGAAAUUUACACACAAUUUCCAUUACACCAGAAUACAACCGAAAAUACCAAAGACUUCGAUAAUGUCACCACAGAAAUACCGGUGGUAUUUAAAAAGAAACCAUUCGUUAAAGUAAAGAAACUCAAGAAGAUUCAAAAAACUACCUAUCCUGAGAAACUGUACAGAGUUAAGGAUGAGAAUGCGGAUUUGAAUGGACAAGAGUCCAAGUUCAUAGGAGAGAAUCCUCAUUUGAUACAGAUAACACACGAUUCACAACCUGAUUUCAUAGAUCCUGUCAAGAAUUAUUCAAUAAAAUACAAGGUUACCCACGACUAUAAGAGGGGAGAUAGCUUUUCUCGAUCUAAAUAUUAUCCAUAUGGUGAGAGAAAGAGAUCCAGGAAUUAUCACAGAUUGAACAGAAACUCUACAGAAGACAAACUUUCAGAGGAAUCCCGUAAAAACGAGAACUUCGUCCAGUUUUCUUACAAGGUCGAAACAGUACCACAGGACGCAGAAGAUGCUCCAGAACAAGAACCACCAACUGGACGAAGGAGAGCUGGCAGACCUACACUCCCAGAAAUUCAGAAUGUGAUUCACACGUUAGACAGCCAGGAUAGCAUCCCCACCUAUAAAUCCCCGAAACAGAAUCAUAUAGUCGAAGUGACGGAAGUACCUUUAGUUUUCGAGCAUCAUUAUCAAGGAGACUAUAAGAACCCGCAGUCCAAAUUUGUGGCACACCAAUACAGCUAUAGUCCUCCUGCUGAUCCCACAAACGAAGCGCUCAGACUGGGAAAAAUUCUAUCGCAGAACGUUGUGCAGAAACUUCAAGCUGCUGAGGAACCCUUGAGGGAAUACGUACAGGGCCAGCAAGAAGUAAUUUUGGCUGGAUACACUCACGGCGUACCAACUUAUUCGUUUUUGAAUUUCAAUCUGAAUCCUUCAAGUGUCAAUGUGCAGAAUUCUCACAAUGCUCACCCACUUAUGAAAUAUUUAGCACCGGAAAUAACGCCUCAGAGCUUCAGUAACGACAUACGACACUUCCAAAGGGCUCAGCCGAAUCCAUACCAAUUCGAACAGCCACAAACACAUAUGGAGCCAAUAGUCGUAGAAGAUGAAGAACAUAGUUCUGAUUAUGAAACAACCUACCUACAUGCUGUGAACAGACCGCAACAUCACAACCAAAAUGUUGUUACCUCAGCACAAACUCAUCCUGAGCAAACAUAUCAGAAUAACGAGAAUCAACACACGCAAGCAAACAACAACGUAGCAAAAUCUCCAUAUUCUGUGAACAUACAGCAACAUUAUAUGAACUUACCCAAGUAUACGACAGUAAAUAAUAAUAAGUAUAAUAGCAAACCACAGGCAAUCCACGAAGUUGAACCACCGAACCUCUCUGGAUUGGCCCAUUCAUAUAAUUUCGAUUCCAUUCGUUACCAGGUACCUUCUGUACUUCCAACUCCCUUCCCUGAUAUUUCAGGAAAUCCAAUGUAUAACGCCAUACAGGCUGGAGAAGAACAACAGAGUUACCAAGGGCAGCAAGUGGAAAAUCCCAAUUUCAAAUUCGAAGGUCUUAUACCAUCAACCAAAUUGAUACAUUUUGUUCUUCCUCAACAAUCACCAAGUACACCAACGUUAGUUCAUCAUCCGAGACCGCAAAUGAUCUCUUCGAGACCAUUCUGGAGGAAACCACAAGUGAUGAAAUUGGUGAGGCUCCCUGAAAGAGCAAACCAACAACAAGAGGAACAGAGUUAUCAGACACAGUACCAGACCUUCCUACCAGGACAUACCGGGGAUGAUUCUCGUACCAGAAAUCAGCAACUUUACCAAAGUCUCGCUGAGCAUUACUCAACACCAGUAAGAAUGCAGCAGGUUUUAAGAAGUCCAAAACAUCACGAUCAGUAUCAGUACCCUACUAAUAUAAUGCGUUUAGUGGCUCAACAACAGGAGUCUAGAAAUCAGUUCGGUGAUAGGCCGAUAGUUGUUGAAGAUCUCUAUGACCAAAGUCCAAAUGAAGAAGAAGAAACCCGAGACUCCCCCUUUGCUCACGAAUCUCAUAAGCAGCAGAUUGAAAAUGAUAGCUCUAAGUAUCGAAAUCUUGACGAACAAAACUACCAAAACCAAAGACCGUCAUCAGAUUCGAACACCAACCAAGGAAAUGUCGAAAUUGUUAAAGCUAUAUCGAAAUAUUACCCUCAAUCACAGGAUAACAGGCAACGUGAUCAAACCACUUACGAAAAUACAGAGUUGCAUGAAGGCACAAGUUCAGUCUUACCUAAAGGUUACCUAACUUUCCAACAGCAGAAAAACCUUGCUAGGGUGCCUAACACCAGACACAUCAUGCCAUUAGUUAGAUAUAGAAAUAGGGAAAAUUAUGAUUCCAGCAGGAGGAUAUUGAAUCCUAGAAUUAGGAGGUUGGUGACGGAUCUUCUGAAGGACAACAAUAGGCGAAAUAAUGUUUACGUCGUAAUGACUGAGGAAGAAUGAAUGGAAGAAUUUUUCUGAUUUA
Coccinella septempunctata (seven-spotted ladybird) is the source of this 2623-nucleotide messenger RNA. RefSeq lists its product as uncharacterized. The coding region runs from base 16 to 2601 and encodes 861 amino acids. The transcript is spliced from 2 exons. Lineage: Eukaryota; Metazoa; Arthropoda; Insecta; Coleoptera; Coccinellidae. The record is from RefSeq and is a predicted model, not a curated record.